Pangasianodon hypophthalmus (striped catfish) is the source of this 1892-nucleotide messenger RNA. RefSeq names its product Fc receptor-like protein 5. The record is from RefSeq and is a predicted model, not a curated record. Gene Ontology annotation, molecular function: transmembrane signaling receptor activity. The coding region runs from base 3 to 1685 and encodes 560 amino acids. Gene Ontology annotation, biological process: cell surface receptor signaling pathway. NCBI's taxonomy places the organism in Eukaryota, Metazoa, Chordata, Actinopteri, Siluriformes, Pangasiidae. The transcript is spliced from 8 exons.
UUAUGUCAUGUUCUGUUUCUGUUUCCUUUUUAGUGCUGAUUUCACUUAUACCAGUGGCCCAUGCUCAAGGGAGUCCUAAAGCUGUGGUGUCCAUAAAGCCUGAUACACAUGUGUUCACUGGAGAGCAUGUUACUCUCAGAUGUGACGUACAGAGAGGAGGAAGCACUCAGUGGACAUACAGCUGGGAUAAAAAUAAUAACAGACUCACAGACAGCACAAUGCAGGAGUUCAUAAUCUGGUCUGUUACAGACUCUGACAGUGGUGACUACACCUGCAGAGGACAGAGCAGUGACUCUCAGAGCUCAGAGGUCAGUGAUGCUGUUACACUGACUGUAUCAGCAAAACCCAAACCGACUGUGAGAGUGAAUCCUCAGAGCUCUGUCUACACUGGAGACACCAUCACUCUGAGCUGUGAGCUGCAGCAGUCGACUGGAUGGGAGUUUUUCUUCUACAAAAAUAAUCCGCAGUUACAGCUUCUGAACAGUGAACAAGCACACACACUUAAAGUGACAGUCGAUAAUGCAGGAGAAACAGUGUACCGGUGUCAGGCAUGCAGGAGAAACUACAACAACCCACAGUACAAAUACUAUGACUACUGCACAGAUCUCAGUGAUCCUGUCAAGAUUACAGUGAGAGCAAGACCUAAACCAGUGGCAUCCAUAAAUCCUGAAAAACAGGUGUUCAGUGGAGACGCCGUCACUCUGAGAUGUGACAUACAGGAUGAAAGUGUCUCUAGCUGGCAGUACAGCUGGUAUAAAGAUGCUUCACACAGUCGUGUCAGUAGUGAACAGGUGUACAGGAUCAGUGGGGUUGAAGUGACCCACACAGGUAAAUACACCUGUAGAGCAGCAGAGAGAAGAGGCUCACACUCCUCACACUUCAGUGAUGCUAUUACACUGACUGUAUCAGAGAGACCACGGGCAGUACUGAGUGUAUCUCCACAGAGCUGGCUGACUGAAGGAGACUCAGUGACUCUAAGGUGUGAGGUUACAGACUCCUCUACAGACUGGACAUUCAGCUGGUACACAACUGUUCCCUACAGAGACGGCUUAACUCAAAUAAAAAAUAAUCGUGGCUAUAGCAUGUAUGUGGAGCUCCUCUCAGACAGCAGCAGAGGAUCUGGAGGCUCCUACACUCUCAGUCCUGCUGCUCUGAAUCACACAGGAGUUUAUAUGUGCAGAGGAGAGAGAGGAGAACCAGCCGUUCACACACAGUACAGCAAUCCACAGCCACUAUGGAUCACUGGUGAAUCUCCUCCAGUAUCUCUGAUCAUCAAUCCCAGCAGAACUCAACACUUUACUAAAGACUUUCUCUCACUGAGCUGUGAGGACCAGAGUAACUCUACUGGAUGGACAGUGAGACGAUACACACACAGUGAGGGAGUGUUAGAUUGUUCACGAUGGGGAUCAGUUACAGGAUCUACAUGUAAAAUCAGCUUCCUCUCCACAUCACACACUGGAGUUUACUGGUGUGAGUCUGAAUCUGGAGAAAACAGUAAUCCUGUCAACAUCACAGUGCAUGGUCCAUCAUGUGUAGAAGCUCCAUUCUCAGUGCUCAUGCUGAUCAGUAGUGUAGUGACGGCCUCUCCGUAUCUGCUGGUGACCAUCAUUCUGCUGAUCAAAUGUUACAGAGCUCGAGCUCACACUGAUGAAGAGAGAAUUGAGAAUGCAGUCAUAGAGGAGUGAGCAAAGUUCAUCUAACAAAAAGACAAUGUGUUUAAUGUAAAAAUAAUUUCAUAAUUUCUUGUUCUUUAGGGCUUUGUGGGGUUUUUAAAAUGAUACUGAUUUGCCAUUUUAAUGUCAUGCUGUUAUUUGCUCAGCAUCUUAUAGACACCCUCGUUGUUCUGACAGGAUUUGUUUAGCUAAAGCCUGCAAAACCCCUCAUGAAGAGAA